Messenger RNA from Pectinophora gossypiella (pink bollworm), 1794 nucleotides. Its product is annotated as phosphatidylserine lipase ABHD16A. The transcript has 9 exons. Gene Ontology annotation, molecular function: glycerophospholipase activity; monoacylglycerol lipase activity. NCBI's taxonomy places the organism in Eukaryota, Metazoa, Arthropoda, Insecta, Lepidoptera, Gelechiidae. Bases 286 to 1782 code for a protein of 498 amino acids. Gene Ontology annotation, cellular component: endomembrane system. Gene Ontology annotation, biological process: phosphatidylserine catabolic process; monoacylglycerol catabolic process. The record is from RefSeq and is a predicted model, not a curated record.
UAAUCACCAAAGAGAAUAUUCACGGCGAUGAAUUAGACAAUUUAGACAUGAUGAAAUUGAUUUUAACGAACUGAAAUAAAGAAGUACUUUAAUUACAUAAAUAAAUAAUUAAUACGUGUAUUACCUAAUAUUUCUUAUUUGCAACUUAUAAUAUUCUGUGACGCGCAACGCGCAAGUGUAGGGUUAUAAUUAACCUUCAUUUGAUUGGAAGUUUUUGUUAUGGUUCGAUUGGCUCUGAAUUAGGAAUUAAUUCUUAUAAAUAGGCAAACAGUGAAGAAGAAUAAAAUGAAGUUGACUUGGCAGUGCAUGUUUUCACCGCGUUUGUACAAAAUCUAUCGCGAUGGCAACAGAGAGGCAAUGUACCAACCUCAGGGUUUGGAAAAAUGGGGAGAUAGAGUCAUCACAACGGCCAACACAAUACUGAAUAUAGGAAUUUAUACAUCACCAUUCAUCUGCAUGUAUAUUUAUAAAAGGGGAUUCUUCUCUAUAGAAGAGACUAGAAACCUUGCCCGUUUCUUUGGAGGAAUUGGAUGUCUCAUCGCCUUCUCCUUUCUUAUGAGGGGUUUUGGUCGAGCAACCAACCCAAAGUAUGUAGCAUUCUACAAGGCUCUCACCAACACAGUUGCUGACCAAAGAGUAUAUCUGAAUAAUAUAAGGAAGUAUGACUUUGAUUUUCGCUCUUGGCCUGUGACAUACUCUGUACCACCAAAACUAAGUUCCUCAUGGUUUGAUAAGCACCCAUUCAGCAAUUGUGCAAAUGUUAAUUUGCCUCUCUACCAAAGAACCACUAUUCAAGUAUUGGCUUAUGCAGCAACCCAUACUUUUGGCUUGCGUCUUAUUUACCCGGGUUCUGUGGGUCUUGUUCAGAAUCUUUUGUGGUCUGCUCUCUUUCAAGGUAGAGCUCAACUUGUUGAACAAUUUGAAGGGAAGCGUACAAAAGUAGGUACUGCUGAUGGAAACCACAUAGACACAAUGUUUGUGGACAAUAGAGAAACUUCAGUGAAGGGUAAAACACUGGUAAUCUGCUGUGAGGGCAACUCUGGAUUUUAUGAGAUUGGUAUCAUGACUACACCAGUGAAGGCUGGUUAUUCAGCCUUAGGAUGGAAUCACCCUGGCUUUGCUGGAAGUACUGGUUUGCCAUAUCCAGAGCAAGAGCAUAAUGCAAUAGAUGCAGUGAUGCAGUAUGCAAUCAAUGAACUUGGUUUCAAACCUGAAAACAUAGUAUUGUUUGGGUGGAGCAUUGGUGGAUAUGCUGCUGCUUGGGCUGCACUUAAUUACCCUGUCAAGGGAUUGGUAUUAGAUGCAACUUUCGAUGAUUUGUUACCUUUGGCUGAGAACCAAAUGCCAAAGUCAUGGGCUCUAUUAGUGAAAGAAGUGGUUCGCUCCUAUGUGGACCUGAACAUCGCUGAACUGGUCGCACAGUACACAGGCCCAAUACAACUAGUUCGACGCACUGAGGACGAGAUUAUCUGCCUAAGACAAGGACUGCUAUCAACUAAUCGUGGCAACCAUUUACUGCUGCGUUUGAUAGCGGCACGACAUCCUGAUGUAGUAACAGAAGCAGCAGAGGAGACAACCGUGGCUCCUCUUGAUAAAUACGUCUCCUUGAUGGAUUCACAGCGUGCUGCUUUAGAACGCAGCGAGGUUGACGCUAAUGAUAAACGGAAUCUACAACUGAUUGGGCGAUACAUGCGCGAUUACAAGUCUAGUCACUGCACACCAUUGCCUGAGCAAGUCUUUGAUUCUGUGAUGACCAACCUAACUUCCAAUAAAUUAAAUUAAUUUAUACACAUA